AUGGCGGUCACCCCCGCGGGGUGCGGGCCCCCGGGCCCGCACUGCGGGGUCCCCGCUCCGCCCCCCGCGGAAUGCGGCAGCUCGAAGAAGGGGGAGAACCGCGCUCGUGGGCGGCGCAGGGGCCUGCCGGGACCCUCUCGCCCCCACCGGGAUACCCGCCUUCCCCCGGGCGCCCCCCGGCGCAGCCCCCCAGCCCCGCUCACCGUGCGGCGCCCCCGGUUCCGCUCCGCGCCGGGCGGGGCCUGCCGAGGGGCGGGGCCUACCUGGAGGAGGAGGUGCUGGUCCUGUACUUCGAGAGCCGGCGGCGCUCGGGGGGGGGGCCCGGUGCGGAGCUGCCAGCGCCUCGGCCCCCUCCUCUUUCUCACCUUCGAGAGUCCCCAGGAUGCUGAGAACAUCCUGGCCCGCGGCACCCACCAGCUGGGGGGGGUCUAUCUGGGGGUGUGCCGGGCCCCCCCUUGGGAUCCCUCCCACCUGCUGCUGGGGGGCUUGGACCCCCAGACCCCCACUGAGCUGCUGGAGCCACGCCUGGAGCCCCUACUGGGCCGCCCCCACAGCACCUUCGAGUUGCACCGGGGCCCCGCGCCCGGCUGGGGGCUGCUGCACCUGCAGGACCCCCUCACACCCCCAGAGCUGGCGGCGGCGCAGCAGCGGGCAGGGGGGUGUGCGCUGGCCCUGCUGCGGGUGCCGCAGACCCCCAGCCUGCUGGUGCGGGCCGAGGUGCCAGCGCUGAGCCCCGACCUGCUCGAGCUCUACUUCGAGAACCGGCGCAGCGGCGGCGGCAGCGUCCAGCAGGUGCAGCUGCUGCCGGGAGGGCGGGCGGCCAUCGUCACCUUCCAGGAGCUGGCAGCAGCGCAGCGGGUGCUGCAGAGACCACACCGGCUGCAGGACACAGCACUGGCCCUCGCCCCCCACUACCCCUUCCUGGGGAUGAUGGAGGGGGACACGGAGCCCCCAUCACCAGACAAGGAGCCCCCGCCACCAGACACAGACCCCCCGACAGACACAAAGGACCUUCUGCCAGCAACUACAGACCCCUCGACGGACACCGGCCCCCAGACAGACAUGGACCCCCCACCAGACACAGCCCCUGUCACCCCCUCAGCCCCUGCCAUCCCUGCAGAGCCACUGACACCAACUCCAGCUGCCAUUUCCAGUGCUACCGGUGACCCAGAGGGUCCCAAGGAGGUGGCGUGGGAUGAGGUGGUGGUGGUGGCAGAGCCAGGUGCCCUGCGGUACCUGCAGCAGCACUACCAGGACCUGCUGGGCAGCAUCCCUGAGGCCUCAGUGCUACCGCUGGAGGGGGGGGACGUCUCCGGGUUCAGGGUGAGCGGGGAGACAGAGCAAUGCCGGGCAGCCGCCGAAUUCCUGCAGAGCCUCCUGGGAACCGUGGGCACGUGGCCGGUCACCCUGCAGUUCCCCGGUGUCGCCCGGUUCCUGAGGGAUGAGGCUGGGCAGAAACUCCUCCAGCAGCUGGAAAAGCGCUUCCAGUGCGUUAUCGACUUGGAUGGUGUCUCCUGGAGCCCCCCAGACCCCCAGCAGGAGCUGGUGGAGCUGCUCCCACCACGAUGCCAUCAGGACCCCCUGCCACCUCAGUCCUGGCAUCAGGACCUGCCUGAUGAUGCCAGUGGUGCCGAUGGAGAUGGUUUUCAGUCCAGCAUAGAGGAGAUCAAGGAGCUGCUGGCUGCGCUGCGCCCUGGUGAUGGUGAUGGGGAUGCUGGUGACAUUGUGAGCUGGAAGCAGGACCCCGACGCUGAACCUCCCACCGUGGGUGACGAUGGCACUGAGGACAUGGUCUGGGGCGAGUGGGGGUUCGGGGUGCAGGAGGAGAACGAGGAGGAGGAGGAGGCGCAGAUUGUCCUGGCCAUCCAGCGCUCCAUGGACGCGGAGCGGCUUGAGGAGGAGGAGCUGGCACGUGCCACUGCGCUGUCCCUGCACUCCUACCAGGAGGAGGAGGCCGAGGCCGGCGGGCUGCUGGCCGCACUGGAGGCCUCGCUGGAGGAGGCUCUGCCGGCGGCGGACACGGCGCAGGUGACGGUGUUCUCGGCACAGGACGCAGCGAUGGUACCGGCGGAGCUGGAGCGGGUGCUGGCUGGGCAGCUGCGGGCCGAGGAGGUGCCGAGCGAGCGGCUGUGGGCACUGCCGGGCUCGUGCCGGCACCUCCUGGCGCUGCUGCAGCGCCGGCACGCUGUGCGCCUCUGCCUGCGCCCCGGCACCGCCACGCUGCACGGCUUCGCCCCCUACACCGCCGCGGCCGCGCGCGACCUCCAGCACCUGCUCCAGUGCCUGCCGGAGCCAGAGGGUGGUCCUGGUAACGCCACUGCCACCAGCACCUGCUGGGUGCGCUGGGAUCCCUCUGGCACUGCUGUCCCCUACAGCCCCGAGGCCGUGGCACUGCUGGAGCGGGCCUGGCAGUGCCGGCAGCGCCGGCUGGACCUGCUGCGGGACGGACGGCCCGUCACCGUGGACCUGCAGCGCAUGGAGGAGUUCGACAUCGGCAGCGCCCGCGCCAGCCCUGUGUCCCGCAGCCGGCCCCCCACCGAAAGCGCCCGGCGCCUGCUCGAGCUGGGGUUGCCAGGGCUGGAGGAGGAGGAGGUGAGGCUGCUGCCGCUGGCCGAGAGCUCGGAGGAGUUCCGUGACACCAUCCGGCACUUCUACGGGACGCUGCAGGAGCUGCACAACCGGAUCAGCAUUGUCCAGGUGCAGAAGCUGAUCCACCCGCUGCUGUACCGGCAGUACCAGCUGAAGAAGGCCAGCAUGGAGCGGGCCUGCGCCGGCGCCGCCGUGGAGCGCAUCCUCUUCCACGGCACCACUGAGACCUCCAGCCGUGAGAUCUGCCUGCACGGCUUCAACCGCAGCUUCUGUGGCAAGAACGCUGCUCUCUAUGGCCUCGGCGUGUACUUCGCGGUGGACGCGGCGGUCUCGGCACGGGAACAGUACUCGCCGUGCAGCGCCAACGGCACCAAGUUCAUCUUCAUGGCCAAGGUGCUGACAGGGCUGUUUGCCCGGGGGGGGCCAGGGCUGCGGGCACCCCCCCUGCGGGAAGGGGCCGGGGCCCCCCUGCGCUACCACAGCGUGGUGGACAACCCCCACCGUCCUGCCAUCUUCGUCAUCUUCAAUGACACCCAGGCCUACCCACAGUACCUCAUCACCUGCCGCUGCCGUGGGGCCCCCCACUCAGCCCCUCAUGGCCCCUCUGAACCACUCUGAACCCCCCAAGCCCCCCCAGGAUCCCCUGAGCCCCCAGCACCCUCUGUCCCCAUGCACCAGCCCUGCCCCAGGGGGCUCAGAGGGUCCCUGCCCUGGAGGCUUGGAGCAUAGGGGAUUUCCCCCCAGAAUCCCCACCCCUGGGAUUCCCCCUCUUUCCACCCCCAGGAAUGGGGAGUGGGACUUGUGGGUCACCAAAUCAGAAGUGACCUCAAAAGAGGAAAACUGAAUAAAGUUGGAGCUUUU
Molecule: messenger RNA, 3450 nt
Organism: Apus apus (common swift)
Lineage: Eukaryota; Metazoa; Chordata; Aves; Apodiformes; Apodidae
Gene: PARP10
Product: poly(ADP-ribose) polymerase family member 10
Exons: 12
Coding region: 1-3207 (1068 amino acids)
Biological process (GO): negative regulation of gene expression
Cellular component (GO): cytoplasm; nucleus
Molecular function (GO): NAD+ poly-ADP-ribosyltransferase activity; transcription corepressor activity
Source: RefSeq, a predicted model, not a curated record